AUGAAUUAUUAAACUUAGUAAAUCAAUCAAAUUAUUAUAAAAUAAUAUAAUAUUAUUCAAUAAAUUGCUUAAUCAUUAUUUUCUUAAUAAAUUUGAAGUUAAACUUAAUAUAAUUAUUGUAAUUCCAACCCAACUAAAGAUUUCAAUAUCUUGUUUCAAUAUUAAAAUAUCCAGUAAUAUAUUAAAUAUUAUUUAAGAUUCUCCAAUUAACGAUUAUUAUGUAACAUUUCCAAUCAUUACAGAUCUAUUCAUACAUAAUUACCCCAAACAGCCAAGGAAUCCACUCAAUAAUAAUAAAUUAGCCUCAUAAAGAGACACAGCUCUGAAUUGUUCAACCGAGUAGUAUAAUUAAUAUAAAAUCGAGGAUAUAAUUCCAAAAAAGGAAAAGUAUUGUAAAAUAGCUAAGGAGCUAACUUCUUAUGAGAGAGAGUUAAUUAGUACUUAAGCAAAUGAAGUGGUUACUGCAGUUAAGAGAGCUAAACAUAAUCCAAAGAAAUUAAGGUAAGUAAAUUCAUCAUUAUUCUAAUUAAAUAAAAUUGGUGGUUUAGAGAUCAAAAUUACACCUAAGAGACAGAAUAAGAUUUCGAGAAUUGUUCUUUUUGUAAUAACUUCUUUUUUUAGAAUGUAUGCUAAGAUAAAGGUUGUCCAUAAAGGAUUAGUUUUCAUCAAAACAACUGCCUCUGAAACAGUGACUAAUUUUAAUGAUAAAAAGCAGGAAAGAAAUCCAACGCCUCCAAUGCAACCUCGAGUAAUCAGUUUCUUAAGUGUCUUACUUGAGGAGGGAUAUGUAUUAUUUGGAAUGAAUAGUGCCAAGAUUUCUAUGAUAAUCAAAGUUAAGAUCGAUCUCCAAUAAAUAAUUUGA
Molecule: messenger RNA, 862 nt
Organism: Paramecium primaurelia
Lineage: Eukaryota; Ciliophora; Oligohymenophorea; Peniculida; Parameciidae
Source: the annotation of a GenBank genome assembly